This is a messenger RNA of Ambispora gerdemannii, 873 nucleotides long. The record is from the annotation of a GenBank genome assembly. Lineage: Eukaryota; Fungi; Glomeromycota; Glomeromycetes; Archaeosporales; Ambisporaceae.
GAACUGAAUCAAUACCCUCGCUUGCAUAACAAACUGCUCGAAGUUGUUUCUGAUUUAUUGCGGGAAAGAUUAACACCUACUUCAGAUUAUGUUGAGAGCUUGAUUGCUAUUCAACGAGCUUAUAUUAACACCAACCACCCUGACUUUAUUGGAGGCGGCGGAGCAAUAUCAGACUUAGUCAAGAGAAAUGAACGUCGACGAAAAGAUAUUGAAAAAAAUAACAGAAGGGCGAAUAACGCACUUAGCAUCAGUACACAUCAUCCUCCGUCGAUAAAUGGACCCGCAAGUGGAAAUGAUCCACUUGAUGUGCUGACAAUAUCUGACGGGUAUAAGGAAGCUUCGUCAUCUAAGGAUUUGGCUGCCCAAUCAAAUGGUACUAGCACUCCGGUAAAUAAUUCAGCAAGUUGGUCACAACGUGAAGGUUUUCUGACGUAUUUCUUUGGAAGUGGAAACAAGCAGGAGAGGACUGCUUUACCAGAUCAACCAAUAAAUCGUGCAAGUAAAUCCAGUAUAGAUAUUGGAGAACUAGAAAGACAAUUGGCCGGAAUCAAUAUGAAUGGAGGGUACUCCGAAGAUUCUAGCUUGACUGAACAAGAGGAGAUGGAAACUCAAUUGAUCCGUUCCCUAAUUACAUCCUACUUUCAUAUUGUUCGUAAAACGAUCCAAGAUAUUGUGCCCAAAGCAAUUAUGCAUCUUUUAGUUAAUAAUUCACGUGAAUCGGUACAAAAUCGAUUGGUAUCCGAAUUAUAUAAAGAAGAUUUAUUUGUCGAUCUUUUACAAGAAGACGAAAGUUUGGCAAGUGAACGACAAAAGUGUCAGACGAUGUUGGAUGUCUACAAGAAAGCUUUUGAAAUUAUUAAUGAAGCUAUGUAG